CGGGAGGCCAUAGGGGAGAAGGGAGCUGCGGUCCUGUCCCCGCGGCGCCAGGUGUGACCUUCUCCUCCCCUCUCUCCAGGCCAUCAUGCAGGGCGAGCCCGUGUCCAAGCCCGUGCUGCAAGUCAUCAACACGCGUGCUAUUGCCACGGGCAGCGGCCCUCCGCGCUACCGCGUGCUGAUGAGCGACGGGGUGAACACGCUCUCCUCUUUCAUGUUGGCAACACAGCUGAACUCUCUAGUUGAAGAGGAGCGCUUGUCUGCCCACUGUGUCUGCCAGGUGAACAGAUUCAUUGUUAACAGCCUGAAAGACGGAAGGAGAGUGGUUAUAUUGAUGGAGUUAGAUGUUCUGCAAACUGCUGAUGUGGUUCGUGGAAAUAUUGGUGAUCCAGUGCCAUACAAUGAAGGUCAGGGGCAGCAGCAGCAGCAGCGUUCCUCAGCUUCAGCAGCCAACACAGCACCCAGCAAACCACAGCAGCAGAAUGGGAGCUCAGCAGCAGGAGCUCCUACUGUUAAGUACUAUGGACCUUCAAAGGAGUCUGGUAAAUCAGCUGGUACCAGCUUAUUUAAUACGCCUGGUGGAUCACAGUCCAAGGUGGUACCAAUUGCCAGUCUGAACCCAUACCAAUCCAAGUGGACCAUAUGUGCUCGAGUCACCCAAAAAAGCCAGAUCCGCACCUGGAGCAAUUCCCGUGGUGAAGGAAAGCUGUUCUCCAUAGAGCUAGUUGAUCAAAGUGGUGAGAUUCGAGCUACUGCAUUCAAUGAUCAAGUGGACAAGUUCUUUUCCAUCAUUGAAUUGAACAAGGUGUAUUUCUUCACCAAAGGAACUUUGAAGACUGCUAACAAGCAGUUUUCAGCUGUGAAGAAUGACUAUGAGAUUACAUUCAAUAGUGAGACUUCAGUUUUGCCCUGUGAGGAUUCCCAACAUCUUCCCUCUGUUCAGUUCGAUUUUGUACCAAUCUCUGAGUUAGAGAACACGAGCAAAGACUCAAUUGUAGAUGUAAUUGGAAUCUGUAAGAGCUAUGAUGAUAUCACUAAAAUUACAGUGAAAUCUACCAAUAGGGAGGUGUCUAAGAGGAACGUGCAUUUGAUAGAUGCAUCUGGAAAGAUGGUGACGACAACUCUAUGGGGAGAUGAGGCUGAACGAUUUGAUGGUUCUAGACAACCUGUCAUAGCGAUCAGAGGAGCCAGAGUCUCUGAUUUUGGUGGCCGGAGUCUCUCUGUCCUGAGCUCAAGCACGCUUGUGAUGAACCCGGAUAGUCCAGAGGCGUUCAAACUCCGAGGAUGGUUUGACUCCGAAGGGCAGGCUUUGGAAUGUACUUCAAUCUCUGAUCUGAGAGGUGGAUCAACAGGUGGAGGGAGUGCCAUUUGGAAAACUCUGCAUGAAUCUAAAUCUGAGAACUUAGGGCAAGGAGAUAAGGCGGAUUAUUUUAGCUGUGUGGCCACAGUGGUACAACUGCGCAAAGAGAACUGCAUGUACCAGGCUUGCCCAGCUCAAGAUUGCAAUAAGAAAGUGAUAGACCAACAGAAUGGACUGUACCGCUGUGAAAAAUGUAAUCGCGAGUUCCCCAACUUCAAGUAUCGCAUGAUCCUCUUUGUGAUCAUUGCAGACUGUCUGGAGACUCAGUGGGUGACUUGUUUCCAGGAGUCAGCAGAAGUCAUUCUUGGGCAAAACACUGCUUUCCUUGGAGAGCUAAAAGAAAAGAAUGAGCAGGCAUUUGAUGAAGUGAUCCAAAAUGCCCUCUUCAACACAUUUGAGUUCAAGAUUCGAGUGAAGCUGGAGACUUUCAAUGACGAGUCCCGGAUUAAGGCUACCGCGGUAGAUGUGAAGCCUGUGAGCUACAAAGAACACUGCAAGAGGUUGAUUGCGAGCAUCAGAAAAAACGCGCAGCAAGGAUGAGAGAAGGAAGGAUGGUGGUGAUCGAGCUGGAGCUAGAACAUUCACAGAAUAACUAAAGAGCUGGACUUGGGGUGAUUUAAAAAAUCAAUUUAUGUGGCAGUUUGGCAUUAGUUACACAGUGCAUGGGAGUCUAUCUAGUGGGCUAAAUGAUUUCAUGGGUUCUCUCGUGCAGUUAUGCUACUAGUAUAACUGCAACAAAUGGCCAUGCCAGCGUUGACUGUUAAAGUAUGAUGGAGCCGAAGACGAGUGUCUAGACAACGGCAGUGGCUCCUAUAGGCAUACUGACCUGUUAAGAUUUCAUCACCUUUAGACAAGGCCAACGCAUGUCUGAAGUAACUUUUUCUUCUUCAUAGAUUUAAAGCCAGAUUACAUAACCAGUAUGUUUUACAUGCAAGACGCUUGUGACAGCCUUGGCACUUUGACUUGCUCUGCACAGGGUAGGAGGGAGAGUGUCGUGCAGCUUUCUGAUGUGGACCAUGGAGAACAGGUCUGUUAGCACGAGGCAGUCCUCUUCCCUGGAAUUCAAAGGCUUUCUCUUUCCACAGGUGCCAUGCAGUUGUUAAUGCUUGGAAUGGCAAUAUGGUAGAAUUAUUAAUCAAAGACGUAUCUCUUAUAUCUGAAGAAUAUCCUUCCUUCAGGGCUUAAUAGACUGAGUCAGAUGGGUCUGAUAUUAAUCAAAAUUGUCUCUUCUGAGGAAGGCUGAUAAGCAUUGACUCUCCAUCCCCCAGGGAAAUCUAGGCAACUACAAAGCAUUGCUUUAGUUUUCACUUCAAUUAAUAUUGUGUUCUUGGCUGCUGAUAGCUCACGCUCCCUACCUAUACAUAUUUCUUAUGUUGUGUACGCAGUUUCUUUGGUUUUGUUUGUUACUGUUAAUGGGAAACACGUCUUUAAAUGGGGGGGAGCUUUGUUUUACAGCUUUGUUUCAAUAAACAGUAUUUAGUUU
Molecule: messenger RNA, 2840 nt
Organism: Alligator sinensis (Chinese alligator)
Lineage: Eukaryota; Metazoa; Chordata; Crocodylia; Alligatoridae
Gene: RPA1
Product: replication protein A1
Exons: 16
Coding region: 86-1897 (603 amino acids)
Biological process (GO): meiotic cell cycle; DNA replication; double-strand break repair via homologous recombination
Cellular component (GO): nucleus; DNA replication factor A complex
Molecular function (GO): damaged DNA binding; single-stranded telomeric DNA binding
Source: RefSeq, a predicted model, not a curated record